UUCCUGCCUCCAUUGCCUUCUAUUUUUUCUUCUCCUUUCAUUUUUUUUCCUCCCGUUACUAAUCAGAAAAAAAUCUGCAAAUCUAUUUUACUGAAAAUUGAUAACUAAUAUAUAUAUAACUUAUAUGAAAAAAUAACAAUAGAAUUUCGAAUUUACUUUUUCACCGUAAUUUUAGGUUUAUAAGUUAGAUCAGCAUGCGCUUGAUGAACAAACAAAUGAAUACUUCUUUUAAAAAAAGUUAAAAUGCAUGCCAAAUUCUAUCUUGUUCAUAUUUCAUCAUCUCCAAUUAUUUUAAACCGUGAUGAUCUUGUGGUUGGAUUUAAAUGCACAAAUAGCCACGAGAUUAAAUCGUUAAACAAAUAAAAGCAUAUACUAUAGUAGUAAUAUAUGUAAUAAUAUAUUAUAUACUAAGAAAAGCCGCCAUUCUCCUUGAGCAUAUACCACCCCACCUACCUAUACAUAUAUGCCAUCAAACUUCCACUUCUCCUCACACAAAAAAAAACAAUAUUCCCUUCUUUAGAUUCCCUCUAACUAAGUAAACUCAUAAAAAGAAAGAAACAUAAACAUGAGAACGAUGGUUGAUCUAGGAAAGCAAAGAGAUCAUCUUCACCACCGCAUGCAAAUUAUAAACACUCCGACCACCGUCGAUUGCGCUCGUGAAAUUCGUCUCCGACGAACUCUACGUUCAUUCAUCGAAUGCAUGCUCCCAUACUGUUGCACUUACCAACAACAACCUGCUCAUUCGUACCAAAACGACACCGUUUCGGUUUCUUCCUCAUCUUCCUCCUCAGACCACUCCUCCUCUUCCUCCAGCAUCGUAAGUGGAACUUUCUUCGGGCACAGUCGUGGCAGAGUCAGUUUCUGCCUUCAAGACGCCACCGUGGGAUCUCCGCCGCUUCUCCUCCUUGAGCUAGCGCUACCCACGGCCGCUUUAGCCAAGGAGAUGGAACAAGAAGGUGUUCUACGCAUAGCCCUCGUGUGUGACCGUCGUCGCAGCAGCAGCAGCAACAACAGUCGUUCUUCCUCGAUCUUCGAUGUUCCUGUGUGGUCCAUGUACAGCAACGGAAGGAAGAUGGGGUUUGCUGUGAGGAGAAAGGUGACAGAGAACGAUGCCGUUUUGUUGAGGAUGAUGCAGUCUGUUUCAGUGGGAGCUGGAGUUGUGCCGUUGGAUGAGGAGGAGCAGACCCUUUACUUGGGAGCGAGAUUCGAGCGAGUCACUGGGUCGAGCGACUCGGAAUCGUUUCAUAUGAUGAAUCCUCGUGGUAGUUAUGGACAGGAGCUUAGUAUAUUUCUUUUGAGAUCGUGAGAUAUUGAGUAGUGUGGUUUAAGAUUCUUGUCAGCUUUCGUGUUUCCUUUUUUAGUUCAUGUACAUCGUAUAGUAAAUUACCAAAAGGCUAAGAGCAUAAUUAUCCUAAAACCCCUUCUUGAGUCUCUUAAUACUUUUUUAAUAUUUUUGAGUAGUUAAAGUGAGAUUAAAGACAUAACUAAGAGACUCGUACAAUUAGCACUUCCAAUGCAAGUCUCUUAUUUUGGGGUUUUAAAAAAAAAACAAUGCAAGUCCAAUGCAAGAGAUGAUGACAUCAACACUGACACACAACAAGUUUGAAUUUGGAAAUGUAAAAAACACAAUCUUUUCUGUUCUCAAAACAAUGUCGCAUACAUGUGUUUAAAAGUGCAUAUCACGCAAACAAAUAUAGAGAAUACAUGAAUUGAUGCCAGCAGAGAAGCU
This is a messenger RNA of Brassica napus (rape), 1729 nucleotides long. Its product is annotated as protein MIZU-KUSSEI 1-like. The record is from RefSeq and is a predicted model, not a curated record. Lineage: Eukaryota; Viridiplantae; Streptophyta; Magnoliopsida; Brassicales; Brassicaceae. The transcript has a single exon. Bases 566 to 1306 code for a protein of 246 amino acids. Gene Ontology annotation, biological process: hydrotropism.